AUGGCUCAUUCGCUAACCAUAACACCAGCGACGACUACAAGGCCUAUUUCAGCUAAAUCUAAGAAGACAUCUUCUGUUCAAUCUCUACGGUUUCAAAGAGUGAGGGCUUCCCAUGGAGAUUCCAAGCCAUUUUCGGAUAACAAGCUUUUCCAUCGCAGGACAAUGGCAUUGGGCUUGGCUGCUGCUCUGAUGGGUUUGAACAUCGGUGGCUGGAAUGCAAAUGCAGCAGCCAGAAGGCCACCACCUCCACCGCCAGAGGAGAGAAAGGACCCUAGCAUAAGUGGUUUGCAAGCAAAAAUACUAGCUAGCAAGAAGAGGAAAGAAGCUAUGAAAGAAGAAGUUGCCAAAUUAAGAGAGAAAGGAAAGGCAAUAAAUUAA
Messenger RNA from Dovyalis caffra, 378 nucleotides. The record is from the annotation of a GenBank genome assembly. Lineage: Eukaryota; Viridiplantae; Streptophyta; Magnoliopsida; Malpighiales; Salicaceae.